CUAAGUUUGUACAUACUCCUUUACCAAUUAUUUUAUAUCAAAACACCCUCACGUAAGUCACAUUCUGAGUGGCCUAUCAAUAAAUACGGCCGUGCACACGCACUUUUCCAUGCGGUGAGACUCGAAAAUAGCUUCAUAACGCUAGAAGUAAUUCAAGCAUUACUCUCAAGAAAAGCAAAUUUUAUCUCGUUAUUUCGUUAAACGCCUAUUGAUGCACUUCGGAAACUAUGAUGGGAAAAUUAUCGAACUUAAAAUAGAACAUAACGUGAAUAAGUUAACUUCGAUAGAAUUCGAGCUUUUCAAAAUAAAUUACUGUCACCAUGAGCUAGUACCAAUUUUUACUAAGCUAAUUACUGAAGGUUAUAGUAUAUUAAAUGAUCAAGAACUUGCAACUAAAGGAAAUGACAUGGAACUAUUUCACUUCUUAUCCGCAGGCCCUCUCGCUAUUAAUUCCGGUCCUCAAAAAUUAUUUCAAAAUAUCAAUGAAAUAAAAAAAGAUUUAAUUAUCAAUAAAAAGUUUAUACCUUUCCCUCCUCGUCCUACUUAUGAAGAUACAGUACAUUAUAUUCAAUUAAUGCAAGCAAGAGCACAUGAGGAGUGCUCUUUUAAUAUUAUUCCCUCCAACACCACCUGCCCUGGUGUACGUGCUAUCGUUACUGAUCUUGGAUUUAAAUUGACUGAUAUUUUCACGGAAGAGACAUUUUAUUUAUUUAAAUAUAGAUUAAAUGAAAUCAGCGAUGCCUUAGUGAACUUAUUUCAACUUGAAAAUAUCUUGAAUAAACCAAAAUUAAAUGGUUCACUCAAAUCGAUUCCUGUAAUAAAAGUAUAUAAAUUGUUUAAGAUUCACGAGAAUUUAAUUACUUAA
This is a messenger RNA of Rhizophagus irregularis DAOM 181602=DAOM 197198, 865 nucleotides long. RefSeq lists its product as uncharacterized. NCBI's taxonomy places the organism in Eukaryota, Fungi, Glomeromycota, Glomeromycetes, Glomerales, Glomeraceae. The record is from RefSeq and is a predicted model, not a curated record.